Messenger RNA from Silurus meridionalis, 1452 nucleotides. RefSeq names its product tumor necrosis factor receptor superfamily member 14-like. Gene Ontology annotation, molecular function: protein binding. Lineage: Eukaryota; Metazoa; Chordata; Actinopteri; Siluriformes; Siluridae. Gene Ontology annotation, cellular component: external side of plasma membrane. The record is from RefSeq and is a predicted model, not a curated record. The transcript is spliced from 10 exons. Gene Ontology annotation, biological process: positive regulation of cytokine production involved in immune response; positive regulation of T cell migration; defense response to Gram-negative bacterium. Bases 372 to 1151 code for a protein of 259 amino acids.
GAAAUAAACGAAACCAUUAACAAAUUGCGCCAUUUUGUGGAUUUAUGGAAUAGAAAUAUGUGAUAAAUAUUCAGUGUUUUUAGUUAAAACUAAAGCGUGUCGAAAAGAAAUCGGAUUGGAAUUGAAAUUGGGAUGGUUACAGAGGGAAUAUUCAGUCUACUGCGACUCUUGACUUGGAGAAAAAGGCGUCUAUCUGCUCAAAAAGCUUUCACUCGGUUACAGACGGAAAAUGGAGACCUGGAGGACAAAUGGAGACAAAAAAACGUUCAAAUGAAAAGCGAAAAGAAACGACACAUUCCUGUGACCAGUCAGUUCUUCUGUUCUAACGCUGUUAGAUUAAUAUUUUUUACAUUAAUAUUUAUUUUCAAAUAAUGAAAUCCACGUUUCUGACGCUUCUGUUCUACAUAAUCAGUUUUACCACUUGUAAGACAUUCGGAGCAUCAUGCAGGCACGGUGAAUAUCUAUCAACAGCUGGAGAAUGCUGUCCAAUGUGUAACAUAGGUUUGGUGGUUCUCAGAGACUGUAUUGGUGAUUACAGUACAACAUGCAGUCCUUGUAUUAAAGGCACUUUCAUGAAUGUGCCUAAUGGUGUACACACUUGCUUUCCAUGUAAAACCUGUGACAGAGGACUUUAUACUUUACAAAACUGCAGCACAAUAAAGGACAAAGUCUGUGAGGUCUUGGAUGGGUAUUACUGUGCACAAUACUCAGAUAGAGAAUGUUCUCUUGCAAUGAAACACAGUGAGUGUAAACCAGGAGAACAAAUAAAAACUCUAGGCACUAAAUCCGUAAAUACAGUUUGUGAAUUGUGUCCAUCAGGAUUUUAUUCCCCUGAAGGUGUGAAAUGCACUAAAUGGACUGACUGUUCACUCAGUAAUGAGAUUGUGGAUGAAGAAGGUACUCCCAUAAGAGAUGUUAAAUGCAAACCAACAAGGAACAGAUUUUUACUCAUAGCAGCUCUUCUAGCAUCUGCAGUUCUUUUACUGUCAUUAUUAAUUUUAUAUUGGAAGCACAGAAAUAUCAGACAACCAGGAGUUCCAGUAGAGGAAACAAAUCCAGCAACCAGUAAAUGGGAAAAAAAUCAGGAAACAGAUUCACCUGAUUGUAGCCAGGAACGUGUUGCCUUGGACACCUCUGUGAAUUCUGAAUAACUCAAUGAGGAUUUCUUACUGAAAUUCACCAGCAUCUGUGUAAUGUGUGCAAAGGAACUUCAAAAAGACAGUCACUGCACUGCCUGUGGAAAGAACUGUUUGAACAUUAGCUUUCUCUGCUGAAACAUGGAUCCUGUCUGAGUUUAUCUCUGAGUCUAUCCAUCUUAACCAUAUAGCAAUAAUAAACUUACACCCACCAGCAGGAAACUCGAUAGCAUUAAGUGAAUUGCACUUUAAUCUUUUUUAACCUAUAUUUCAAAUUUUCCUGAUAGAUAUCAGUGAAAUAAAACAAUAAAUAAUU